GAGGGGUCCUUUCUAGGACGGGUCUACGCCCCGGUCCCUGUAGGUCUUGGCACUCGGGACCGAACCUCGGCGGGAGUGAGAUCCCCCACGGAAGCGGACUGAGGUUUCAAAAUGACUUCCAUCUUGACUUCCACUUUAAAAAACCUUCCCAAUACAUCAAAAUGGGCCCUCAGAUUUUCUGUAAGACCUUUAAGCUGUUCCUCCCAGCUAUUAGCUGCCUCAGCUGCCCAGCCCAAAUCAAAGAAGACCUUAGCCAAACCCAAUAUGAGGAAUAUCGUGGUGGUGGAUGGUGUUCGCAUUCCAUUUUUGCUGUCAGGCACUUCAUAUAAAGACCUGAUGCCACAUGAUUUGGCUAGAGCAGCACUUUUGGGUUUAUUGCAACGGACCAAUGUCCCAAAAGAAGUUGUUGAUUAUAUCAUCUUUGGCACAGUUAUUCAGGAAGUGAAAACAAGCAAUGUGGCUAGAGAGGCUGCCCUUGGAGCUGGCUUUUCUGACAAGACUCCUGCUCACACUGUCACCAUGGCUUGCAUCUCUUCAAACCAAGCCAUGACCACAGCUGUUGGCCUGAUUGCUUCCGGACAGUCUGAUGUGGUCGUGGCUGGUGGUGUUGAGUUAAUGUCCGACGUCCCUAUUCGUCAUUCAAGGAAAAUGAGGAAAAUGAUGCUUGAUCUUAAUAAGGCCAAGACAAUGGGCCAGCGACUGUCUUUGCUCUCUAAAUUCAGAUUGAAUUUCCUAUCACCUGAGCUGCCUGCAGUGGCUGAAUUCUCGACCAGUGAGACCAUGGGCCAUUCUGCAGACCGACUGGCUGCCGCCUUUGCUGUUUCUCGACUGGAACAAGAUGAAUAUGCCCUGCGCUCUCACAGUCUUGCCAAGAAGGCACAGGAUGAAGGACUCUUGUCUGAUGUUGUUCCCUUCAAAGUACCAGGAAAAGAUACAGUUACCAAAGACAAUGGCAUCCGUCCUUCCUCACUGGAACAGUUGGCCAAACUGAAACCUGCAUUCAUCAAGCCCUAUGGCACAGUGACAGCUGCAAAUUCAUCUUUCCUGACUGAUGGCGCUUCCGCAACGCUGAUUAUGGCAGAGGACAAAGCUCUGGCCAUGGGUUAUAAACCAAAGGCAUAUUUAAGAGAUUUUGUGUAUGUGUCCCAGGAUCCAAAAGAUCAGCUUUUACUGGGACCAACAUAUGCAACACCGAAAGUUCUAGAAAAGGCAGGAUUAACCAUGARUGACAUUGAUGUUUUUGAAUUUCAUGAAGCUUUCUCAGGUCAGAUUUUGGCCAAUUUUAAAGCCAUGGAUUCUGACUGGUUUGCACAAAACUACAUGGGUAGGAAAACCAAGGUUGGAUUGCUUCCUUUGGAGAAGUUUAAUAUCUGGGGUGGAUCACUGUCCCUGGGACACCCAUUUGGAGCCACUGGCUGUCGGUUGGUCAUGGCAGCUGCCAACAGAUUACGGAAGGAUGGAGGCCAAUAUGGCUUAGUGGCUGCCUGUGCAGCUGGAGGGCAGGGCCAUGCUAUGAUAGUGGAAGCUUAUCCAAAGUGAUGGAUCCUGAGGAGGAGACCUGACUUCUGUGCAGCACUUGCACUGGGCAAUGCCAUUUCAAUGCAUUACUAAGUGACACCUGUAGUUCCUAGUUCCUCUUAGGAAAACAUCUGUGGCCUUCUGUUAAGUACUUUGCUAUUAAGCCUUGCCAACGUUCUGACGUUUUUCAAUAAUCAUAGCUUACUGCUCUUUCAGGGAUUUCUGAGUUACCCCAAUAUUACACAAAUACAUUUAAACAGUUGUUUUUGAAUCUCUGUUGUCAUUAAAGACUAAAGUAGUGGUUACAAUUUGUGAAAGAGGUUAGCUAAGAUUUGGAAUCAUCUGUGUAACAUUUGCAAAUUAUACUUCUUCCUAUCUGUGUCCUAAAGAUAAGUAUUUUCUCUAAAAUACAAACCAAUGUGCCUCAAUUAACUAAUUAUGGAAAAUAGUUCAUUAUCUAAAUAUAGCUAAAAAAACUUUGAAAGUAAAUGUUGAGAUAUAUAAAUACCAUGUUGGUCAACCUCAAUAAAAUAGAGAAGUAUUGGAGAA
Messenger RNA from Urocitellus parryii (Arctic ground squirrel), 2067 nucleotides. It is a transcript of the gene Hadhb, whose product is annotated as hydroxyacyl-CoA dehydrogenase trifunctional multienzyme complex subunit beta. Gene Ontology annotation, cellular component: mitochondrion. Gene Ontology annotation, molecular function: acyltransferase activity, transferring groups other than amino-acyl groups. The record is from RefSeq and is a predicted model, not a curated record. Gene Ontology annotation, biological process: fatty acid beta-oxidation. NCBI's taxonomy places the organism in Eukaryota, Metazoa, Chordata, Mammalia, Rodentia, Sciuridae.